AAAUAAGAAAUAAAAAGUCCAGACACAUUUUGAGGCUUAGGUGUUAAAGGAUUAAGGGAGAAUGCAUAGCUAAAUGGGACAUGUUAAUAAAUUAAACAUUGCUGUGUAAAAAGAAACAGCAUUGCACUAAAAAGAUAAGAAAAUGUUGCAUUAAAAAAGAAUGGUAAUGUUCAGUGUGUGGCUGACCAGUACUGUAUGUCAUCUGCUCUGAUUUAUUUGUUCCAAAUAAACAAUUGAAGAUACAGUAAGACUACAACUCAUACAUGCUGUAGGUGUAAGUGCUCAGGGUUCAGAGGAGACUGGGUGGAGCUAGUUCAAAGUAUUUAGGUGGAGUUACUUGACUAUAAUCCACAUACAGUGCUGUAAAACUCAGUAGGAAAAGAAAGUGAGACUUAACAAUUUAUAUCUACUUCUGGUGUGAGUUUCUGCUUUAUAAAUGGUAUAAUCUAACAUACAUACAUCACAUUGAGAAUGAAUUUUAAGGUUUCAGCAGUUCAAUCAAAAUGCAGCAACUGCUGUUGCCUUUAAAACAAAUGUCUUUCACAUGAAGUAAGGAAUGUUGUUUGGUGACUUAUGGCAGGGGUGGUACUGUCAAACAGACUGAGAUGGUUGUAUCAGUGAACUAGGAGCCACUUUCUUGUCAUACCUCAUUAUGGCAGUUAUGGUUUCAACUGUCUUGUCCAGUCUUGUGUGUAUUUUGAGUGUGAUCCUUCUCCUGCCUGUAAGGGCUGAUCACUGUAGUAGCUAUUUGGACAAAGACGGCGUUUACCGUGAUAUUGAAAAGUGUGAUAGCUACUGCUGUGGAGACUGCAGCAAGAAAUACUGCUGCAGUACAAAGGAAAAGCAUCUUACCCAAGAGCAGCAAGAGGCCUGCCAUGAAAGUGUUUUUUCUCCCAGGUCUGCCAAAGGAAUCAAUACGAUUGGUAUAAUUGUGGUAUCCAUCAUUUCGACCAUUCUUCCCCUCCUCUGUGUCAUUAUCAUCACCUGCUGUCUGUGUCCUUGCUGCUUGAUAUACCAGAAGUGUCGGAAAAGGCGCAACCAGCAGCAGCAAAUUGUGAUCAACACCACCCAUGUAAGCAAUGUACCUGGUCAGCCAGUGUCUCCCCAGCACCCGUCCUACCCGGACUACCAGCCUGUGCCUGUCGUGCACGGAUACGGAGGCCCACCCAUGCCCACAGCACCACCACAUUUAUACAUGGAUUCGACUCACCCACCUUCAUUCCCACUGCAUCCCCUCCAGCCUGCAGGACUAUCUUAUCCACCUCCACCACCAUAUUCAGACGAUCUUGCACAGCCACCCUACAACCCAUCCCAUGUCCCAAACCCCUGAACCUUCAAGCUGACCAGAUAAAACCACCUCAUGAUGAUUGCGCCGCCAUCAUCGCAGGAAACAAAUCUUCAGAAAGUGUUUGGUGAUGUUUUAAAAUAUAACUUUUAAAGUCAAGCUUUGAACUUUUUGUUAAAAAAAAUAUUCAGUUUAAGAGGGAAACAUAUAACUAAAAACAUUUCAAGUCUUUAGAGAGAUAAAAAAAGGUACAGUAUAAACAAUUAUUUCUGUCAUGCCUUACCGUUUAUUUUUUAUAUUAAGUCACUGCAUUUAUUUAAUUAAAAGCCUAAUUUUGACACUUUUGCAUAAAUGCAGACUCAGUUGACCUGCCAUUCCUAUUGAAUAAACUCAAAUUGCCACUA
Solea senegalensis (Senegalese sole) is the source of this 1689-nucleotide messenger RNA. RefSeq names its product protein shisa-4-like. The record is from RefSeq and is a predicted model, not a curated record. The coding region runs from base 653 to 1330 and encodes 225 amino acids. The transcript is spliced from 5 exons. NCBI's taxonomy places the organism in Eukaryota, Metazoa, Chordata, Actinopteri, Pleuronectiformes, Soleidae.